Messenger RNA from Triticum urartu, 654 nucleotides. Its product is annotated as cysteine proteinase inhibitor. The record is from RefSeq and is a predicted model, not a curated record. Gene Ontology annotation, molecular function: cysteine-type endopeptidase inhibitor activity. NCBI's taxonomy places the organism in Eukaryota, Viridiplantae, Streptophyta, Magnoliopsida, Poales, Poaceae.
GGAUUGUAUCCCUCCUCCCCUGCUCUGCCGCUGCAGCUAUAAAUCCCGACCCCGAUCGAUCGAUGGAGAUGUGGAAAUAUCGGGUCGUGGGAUCGGUUGCUGCCCUCCUCUUGCUACUCGCCAUCGUCGUGCCGUUUACUCAGACCCAGACGCAGAGCGCACGGGACAAAGCUGCCAUGGCGGAAGACGCGGGGCCGCUGGUGGGAGGCAUCAGUGACUCGCCGAUGGGGCAAGAGAACGACCUCGACGUCAUCGCGCUCGCCCGCUUCGCCGUCUCCGAGCACAACAACAAGGCCAAUGCCCUGCUGGAGUUCGAGAAUGUGGUGAAGGUGAAGAAGCAAACUGUUGCUGGCACGAUGCACUACAUUACAAUCCGGGUCACUGAAGGUGGGGCCAAGAAGCUCUAUGAAGCUAAGGUGUGGGAGAAACCAUGGGAGAACUUUAAGAAGCUCGAGGAGUUCAAGCUGGUGGAGGACGUUCCAAGCGCAUAACUCAUAAGGCGCGUCCCAGCUUUGCAAGGAUCUGCAGCUAUGGUGUUGAUGUAGCUAUCUAUCGGACAUGGUUUAGCGUGUUCUCGUGUAAUAUCAAGAAUAAGUCCGCUUCUUGCAAGUUGUUUUAACCACAUCUCUAAAUAAAAUUCUCAGUAUUAUUGUA